AAAUCCUCGCCUUCUUGCGUCAUUCGACCCACGUGACUCUCUCUAUACCCUGCGGCUCGGCAGUGCGCAUGCGCAGAACCGAGCGGAAAAUUACACACGGCAGGCAUCUCUCUCCCGGGGUAUCACAAUGAAGUGCAUGCUGACUCACCUGAGCCGCUGGGCCACGCCCACACUGAGCCGCGCCGCUCACUCUGGGAUGCGCUCGUCCUCGACGGCGGUGUCUUACGCUAAACGUGACGAGAGAGUGCUCUCAUCCGAGGAGGUUUUCUCUCGAGAGGAGCGAUACGGAGCUCAUAACUAUCACCCGCUACCUGUCGCCCUGCACAGAGGAGAGGGAAUUCACGUGUGGGACGUCGAGGGCCGUCGGUAUUUUGACUUCCUGAGUGCGUACAGUGCUGUAAAUCAGGGUCACUGCCACCCGAAAAUCGUGGCAGCUCUGACCGAACAGGCCGCCAGACUCACGCUGACCUCCAGAGCCUUCUACAACGACGUGCUGGGAGAGUACGAGGAGUACGUCACCUCUCUGUUCCGCUACAACAAAGUCCUGCCCAUGAACACAGGUGUUGAAGGCGGAGAGACGGCGUGUAAACUGGCACGCAAAUGGGCUUAUAGUGUUAAAGGCGUUCCCCAGUACCAGGCCAAGAUCAUCUUCGCACAGGGGAAUUUCUGGGGUCGUACGAUGGCAGCCAUUUCCAGCUCCACUGACCCCAGCAGCUACGAGGGGUUUGGGCCGUUCAUGCCCGGGUUCGAGCUCGUGCCCUACAACGACAUUCCGGCUCUGGAGAAAGCUCUUCAGGACCCUAACGUUGCUGCGUUCAUGGUGGAGCCGAUCCAGGGGGAAGCGGGAGUCGUGGUACCUGAUGCAGGCUACCUGAGCAAAGUGCGCGAGCUCUGCACCAAAUACAACGUUCUGUUUAUCGCUGAUGAGGUACAGACGGGUUUGGCUCGUACGGGACGCAGGUUGGCUGUAGACCACGAGAACGUGCGGCCGGACCUGGUGGUUCUGGGAAAAGCUCUGUCUGGAGGAGUGUAUCCUGUGUCGGCGGUGCUGUGUGAUGAUGAGGUGAUGUUGACGAUUAAACCAGGUGAGCACGGCUCCACCUACGGAGGAAACCCCCUCGCCUGCAGAGUCGCCAUCGCCGCCCUACAGGUCAUGGAGGAGGAGAAGCUGGCAGAGAACGCAGCAAAAAUGGGGAAGAUUUUGAGGGCGGAGCUUAACAAGUUGCCCAAAGAGAUUGUAACAGUGGUGCGAGGGAAAGGCCUCCUCAACGCCAUCAUCAUCAAGGAGACUAAAGAUUACGACGCCUGGCGAGUGUGCUUGCGUCUCCGUGACAACGGGCUAUUAGCCAAGCCCACACACGGCCACAUCAUCAGGCUGGCCCCGCCCCUCAUCAUCAAAGAAGACGAGAUCAGGGAGUGCGCAGAAAUCAUCCAGAGAACCAUCUUGUCCUUUUAAAAGGCUCUUAAUCAUCAAUAAUAAUUACAUUCAAAUCUCAACCUCAUUAGCUACAGAUACACAAAUUACAGACGAGUGUUUAAAAGGUUGUACGUUUAUCAGAGAAGAAGUAACGGAGUGAAAUGUAGGAACAUGUAGGAGAGGCUGUUUAUUUUAGGCUAAGCCUAGUUCUGGCCUCAGACAUUUUAAAUUACAAAUGAACUUGUUUAGUCUAGGACUAAUAUAAAGAAAAAACAAUUUUUUGUUUUACUUAGCAUAAAAAUGCUCAUCAUUAUUUAAAAAAAAUAUAUGUUUAAUUAGGAUAGCUCAUGAUAGCAGGAGUUUGAAGGGUCCCAUCUGUGUAGACUGUGUGUGUGUGUGUGUGUGUGUGUGUGUGUGUGUGUGUGUGUUGCUCACACACCUGAGUCAGCUAGCAACUAAUGCAAGCCAUUAGCCACCAGUUUAGCAUCCUGUGUGAAUGUGUGUGAUUUAGACAUGCAGAUUUAGCGCACGAUGCUAAACUGCUGGCUGUAAGCUCAUAUUACUUACCUUGUAGCUCUAAAACUAAAGAAGAAAACUUCAGAUACGUGUUAGCAUUUCAUAUUUGCUCGAAACGUGUUAUUUCACAUUAAACGAAUUGCGCUGAAAGAAUACAGCUGAAAAGAUAUGAUAUAUUCCUGAGCACAGACUAUGCUAAAUUAAAGACUAAAUUUUACUAGGUUAAAUGUAGUCUAGAUAAGCUUGUAUGGGUUUUGCACAGAAGUGUGGAAGAACCGUAUUCAGUGCGUUGAAUGUAGUUUGUUACAGACAUAAAACUGACAACUCUUUAGCAGCAGAAAAGAAUUAAUCUCGCCUAGUCUUGUGCAAAUUUAUUGCUAAAUGCACACAUACAGAUGAACGUACAUCUCUACUGUUACUGUUACGUUCCAGAGAGAAAACAUGAUUAUUCCGUUGAAAAGAAAACCGUUACCUCAACACACCUCUGUAAAUACUCCAUUAGCUGCUAAAUCUGCUAUUAGAGAGGAGAUCAUUUCCUUUUAGUCAGCUGUAAAACAUUCCACAUAUCGAGUAACGUUACAUCUGCUAGGUAUGAUCACAUCCAAACACAGCAAAGAGCGAAGAGAAUGUAAUGUUCCUGUGUUUAAAGACUAAUAUGAAUCGGAGAUUAUCAGUAUUAAUUCAGAAAUGAAACUGCUUAAUUUUCAAUUAACUUUGUACAUCCUUCAUAAAGAAAUGGUUCAAAUGUAAACAUUAUUCUCCUUUAACCCGAAUGUAGUCGAUUAUCCAACGAGGCUACCGUAGCUAGAGCAGCUUAUAGCUACCAUUUUAGCCACGUAGCUCUAGCAGAAAGCUAAAAAACUGAACUUUGAACAGGAAACAUGUCUUUAUUGGUGAAGUAUUUUUGUGUCCUGGUGUGCGUCUCUGGCUCCUCCCACUCCCUAGACAAGAGUGUCUUUGCAUCCAUAUAUGGACUUCAAAUGUUUUGGAAUCUUAAGAGUUCUCUCUCUAAAAGGUGGAGCCUUUGGAGUUCUCUCUGUGAAGGGUGGAGCCUUCGGAGUUCUCUCUGUGUGAAGGGCGGAGAAUUCGGAGUUCUCUCUGUUGAGGGCGGAGGCUUCGGAGUUCUCUCUGUGUGAAAGGUGGAGACUUCGGAGUUCUCUCUGUGAAAGGCGGAGCCUUCAAACUUUUCUCCACGAAGGGCGGAGCCUUCGGAGUUCUCUCUGUGUGAAGGGUGGAGACUGUGGAGUUCUCUCUGUGAAGGGCGGAGCCUUCGGAGUUCUCUCUGUGAAGGGCGGAGCCUUCGGAGUUCUCUCUGUUGAGGGCGGAGGCUUCGGAGUUCUCUCCAUGGAGGGUGGAGCCUUCGGUGUUCUCUCUGUGAAAGGCGGAGCCUUCAGAGUUCUCUCUGUGUGAAGGGUGGAGAUUGUGGAGUUCUCUGUGUGAAGGGCGGCACCGUUGGAGUUCUCUCUGUGAAAGGCGGAGCCUUCAAAGUUUUCUCCAUGGAGGGCGGAGCCUUUGGAGUUCUCUCUGUGAAGGGCGGAGCCUUCAGAGUUCUCUCUGUGAAGGGCGGAGCCUUCGGAGUUCUGAAGUGAAGAGUGGAGACUUUGGCGUUCUCUCUGUGUGAAGGGCGGAGCCUUUGGAUUUCUCUCUGUGAAGGGCGGAGCCUUCGGAGUGCUGAAAUGAUGCAACACAGUAGCUUUUGAAUGGGGAAAUCAACCUUGAGGGGCGGAGUCAGUCGCAGACGCACACUGAUGACAUAAGAAGGGUGUGAUGAUUAAAAUGAAUGUUGUUUCAGUAAUCGCGGUUUACAUUAGGUGUGAGAGGAGAAUACUGCACGGUGUUAUUAAAGUUACAGCUUUAAAGAUGAAUGUCGAGAAAUGAACCACAAAUUUCAUGUUUUCUGAUGAAAACCCGACACACGUCACCUGUUCAAACUGUUCAAACUGGAAGUUUACAGUCUUAUGAUUAUAUUUAACCCUGUGAUUGUGAAGGACAGUAAACUGAAAUCAUGUUACAGAAUUAAACCCACACGGAGGAUCCACUGAGAACUGAGCGCUAAUGCACUAUAAUUUAUACCUAUGAUAUGAUAUGUGUGUAAUGUGGACGAUAUGCUGGAGAGUGUGUGUGUGUGUGUGUGUGUAUCGCUGAGUUAAAUUUAUUUACCACUUGAAUGCUGUUCAAAAAUGAAUCUGAAGUGUGUGCAGAAUUUUGAGGAUAAAAUCCGGUUUAAAGUUGCUCUGUAGUUCUUCAAAUAAAGCAGAUUUGAGACAUCA
Molecule: messenger RNA, 4203 nt
Organism: Pangasianodon hypophthalmus (striped catfish)
Lineage: Eukaryota; Metazoa; Chordata; Actinopteri; Siluriformes; Pangasiidae
Gene: oat
Product: ornithine aminotransferase
Exons: 10
Coding region: 128-1456 (442 amino acids)
Cellular component (GO): cytoplasm
Molecular function (GO): identical protein binding; L-ornithine transaminase activity; pyridoxal phosphate binding
Source: RefSeq, a predicted model, not a curated record